AUGGCAACCACGACGGACCCCAAGGUCGAUGCGACCACCAAACCAUCUCCGUCAAAGACUUCGUCAAAGAUGCACAGACGCUCACGAUCAGGUUGCUUCACCUGUCGUCUCCGCCGCAAGAAGUGUGACGAGGGUCGGCCCAAGUGCAAAGCAUGCAGGCACCUCGGGCUCACCUGCGAGUACAAGCGCCCUCUCUGGUGGUCCAACAAUGAGACUCGUCGGAAGCAGAAAGACGACAUCAAGGAGCUCAUCAAGCGGACCAAGACCAACGAGAAGAGUAUGUCGUCUUUAUUUCAUAACAGUCUUCUUCAGCAAGGGCAACCCACCUCGCCUCCCAAUCCUUCCUUAGUCUUCAUGUCUCUUCGCAAGUCGUCUUCCUAUGCAUCCUCAAGGAACAAAGUACCAACCCGUUCAACCCCUGCAGAUGCCCCGCCGGGUACUUCACGUGGUUCAACCCUCCAUGGCCACAGUCAUCAUACGUCCCAGCACAACCUGCAGUCAGGUGCCUCAUCGCCAGACUCCGAAGACUAUGAUCAAUUUGACCAGUCCUUCGCCACGCCUGGCUUCUACGACCCGUACCACAUGCCGAUGUACUCGGGCUCCAUGACACAGACUCCUGUCCAGUAUAGCCAACACCCUUACGAGGUCGAUGUCAGGACCGAGAGACAGAUGUUCGUCAACGACGUACCCACACGCAGGGAUUCAUCCAUCUCCACCUUCUCCACAUGGGUGCCACCACCGCCCCAUGCGAUGCUGCCUUCUUACACCGGCGAGGAAUGGACACAACAGACAACUCACUCCACUGACAGCUACUACACUGCGCCCCCUCCUCACCGUCUAGACACCGAGUACGACGAGCUCUCCAACGAAGAGGAUCUCGACUUCAACUUCUUCCAGUACUCGCACCCUCACCCUCAUCACCUGAACCAUCCUCUGCCCUCGGCGCAGCUCAGCGUGAAACCCGAGGCCGUAUCGAGUACCGACGACGCCAAUGCCCUGAUUCCACUUGAUGAUGCGGACCGCCCACUCUUCAGCUACAUGCUGGCCAAUGUCCUGCCGCUGCUCUUCCCCAUCCUCAACGCGAACCAACACGGCAGCGUGCGCACCGAUAUCUUGCUGCCCGCGCUCGAGAACAACAAGGCAUACUUACACUCCUGCCUCACCGCUGCAGCUGUUCACCAGCGAGCCGCGCUUGGCACCCCGGGGCAUCCUCCUGUCGAUGAAUCUGACUUGGCCAUCAUCGAGGGCGACAUUGUGCGACACAAGUACUCGUUUGUGCAAGAAGUCGUCACCGCGCUCUCUAACGACACGCACCACGUUGAAAUCCUCGAGGCGACUCUGGGCAUGAUUUCAUUUUCGACCUGCGUUGGCCGUGCUCCUCCCUCGUCUCUGCCCACACAAUCUCUCCCCUCGCCGACCCUUGAGGCCCCCGACUUAACCGCGGCCGACAUCCCCUGGCACUCGCACUUCCAAGCCGCGACGGAGCUCGUGACCAAGCUCGCGCUCCCGCAGAGCCUCGAGUCUAUGCCCGCGACCGGUGCGUCUCCUCCGUUCAACAUGACCCUCACGGCUUGGAUCGACAUCCUCGGCUCCACUAUGCUCGGCCGCUCGCCAACUUUUGCCAACACGUACCGUACGAAGCACCUCUCUGGCUCUACCUCAGGACUCGCCGAACUAAUGGGCUGCCACGAUGGCGUUAUGUACCUGCUCUCUGAAAUCGCGUGCCUCGACAGCCUGAAACGCGAUGGUAAGCUCGACGACCACGCUAUCUGUUCACAUGUGGCCUCCCUCGGCGAGCAGCUCAACGCUACAGAAACAGUCACGUCUGUCGAUGAGAGUGGCAAUACCGUCUCUCUGCCCAUUCACCCGCAGUCGCCGUAUUCGCGCUCGGGCGCACUGCGGCCCCGUCAGCUGUCCAAGAACAUCACGGCCAUCUUCCAGAAGGCUGCGCGCGUUUACCUGUGCUCGCUGGUACCCCAAUAUCAGCGCAGCCAACCCGCCGCCUGCGCCCUCAUCGAGCAGAUGACCGAGAUGCUAGCUUCCGUACCCUCCGGUCCCAACGGCUUCGACAAGUGCUUGGUGUGGCCGUAUCUGAUCUGCGGUGCUAACAGCAUGCCGGCGUCGCCCUUUCGGCGCGCGCUGGCUGAGCGCGUCGAGUUGCUUGGCGACGAGGCCGAGACGGGCAGUUUUGGUAGAAUGGUGCGCCUUUUGCACGAGGUGUGGCGUCGCAGUGACGCGGUUGAGGGCGGUGCGUGUGAAGCAACGCCGGUGACGCAGAGUGGCGGCAGUCCGACGACGGGUGGGACCACGCCAGUGGUGGGUGCCGGGAUCGUGGCUGCUGCGGUGCAGGCACAGCAGCAGCAGAUCACGCCGACCAAGCAGGUUGGUGGCGGCAAUGGGUCCGCGCAGAGCGUCCACUGGCGGGACGUUAUGCAGAUGAAUGGCUGGGACUUUUUGCUGAUAUGA
Cyphellophora europaea CBS 101466 is the source of this 2466-nucleotide messenger RNA. RefSeq lists its product as uncharacterized. The coding region runs from base 1 to 2466 and encodes 821 amino acids. Gene Ontology annotation, cellular component: nucleus. Gene Ontology annotation, molecular function: transcription cis-regulatory region binding; zinc ion binding; DNA-binding transcription factor activity, RNA polymerase II-specific. The record is from RefSeq and is a predicted model, not a curated record. NCBI's taxonomy places the organism in Eukaryota, Fungi, Ascomycota, Eurotiomycetes, Chaetothyriales, Cyphellophoraceae. The transcript is spliced from 2 exons. Gene Ontology annotation, biological process: positive regulation of transcription by RNA polymerase II.